AUGGAUGUCCAGAUGCUUUUAGUUGUUGCAAAUGUCAUGGGUGGAAAGAACUCGAAUAUCAUCCAAUACUAUUUAGAACCAAGCAAUGCAUCAAUUAAAAUUGCAACAAACAGGAUUGCUCCUUCUAUCAUCACCAAUAGGAAAGGAGGUAGCCUUUCUAACUAAUUUAGAUAUGUCGAGUAAUCGUCAUAAGUUAGAGUAUUCAAGAUUGUGCCCAGAAAUCGCAUUGUCUAGAAUGUCUUUAAGGUGCGAGACCCAAGUUUGCAGACAUCACAAAGGAAUUAGAAAUCUCAGGACAACAGCACUAGUGAUCAAUAACAGUGGCUGGGUCAUAAUUUGCAGAAUAGUUUUCAAUAUGAACCGGAGUCUGAUACGGUUGUUGAAUGUAAGAAUAAGGGCGAGCACUAUCAAACAGCUCUUAUUUCCAUUCUCGAGCGAACAGAUUCUGAAGAGUUGAAGGAUUUGAUGAGAAAGAAGUCCUUCUCCGUUGAUAAUAUUGAUGACAAUGAAUAGAUCAGAGGGGUCUUAAGGAUGAUAGACAUGGAUUCUUGA
Messenger RNA from Paramecium tetraurelia, 552 nucleotides. RefSeq lists its product as uncharacterized. The transcript has 2 exons. The record is from RefSeq and is a predicted model, not a curated record. NCBI's taxonomy places the organism in Eukaryota, Ciliophora, Oligohymenophorea, Peniculida, Parameciidae.